Glycine soja is the source of this 1876-nucleotide messenger RNA. Its product is annotated as U6 small nuclear RNA (adenine-(43)-N(6))-methyltransferase-like. Bases 147 to 1619 code for a protein of 490 amino acids. The transcript is spliced from 8 exons. The record is from RefSeq and is a predicted model, not a curated record. Gene Ontology annotation, molecular function: 23S rRNA (adenine(1618)-N(6))-methyltransferase activity. Gene Ontology annotation, biological process: rRNA base methylation. Lineage: Eukaryota; Viridiplantae; Streptophyta; Magnoliopsida; Fabales; Fabaceae. Gene Ontology annotation, cellular component: nucleus.
UUCUUUCUUUCUACUUUCUCCUGUUAGAGCCUAUGUUGGUUUUUUCAUCCAAGAAUGAUGAAAAACACAAGUUGCACCACCAACUAACCUUGUACUUGAAAGUGGAGUAAAGGCUUUGGGGGAGAAAACAAUUGAAAGGGUUUGAUAUGGGUGGGAGCAAGAAGAGGAAGAGGAAGAGAAACGAAGAGCAAAGGGGAGGCACAGUGUAUUCAGAAAGAGAAAACCCACCAGACUUUGCUCUUUUGGCUUCUCUCUACCCUGAAUUUCACCCUUUUGUUCAAUUCUUACAUUCUCACUCUCGCCCCACCAUCGAUUGGACCGACUUCAAUGCCACUCGCCAACUCACGCGCGUCUUGCUCCAUCAUCGCCACGCUCUCAACUGGUGGAUUCCUGAUGGAAACCUCUGUCCAACUGUGCCAAACAGGUCCAAUUACAUUCAUUGGCUUCAACACCUUCUCUCAUCUGACAUCAUUCCAAACACCAUUUCAAGUGAUGGCAAGUUCAGGGGAUUUGACAUUGGAACUGGAGCCAGUUGCAUUUACCCCCUUCUUGGUGCUUCUCUUCAUGGAUGGAGUUUUGUUGGAUCAGAUGUGACUAAUGUUGCAAUUGAGUGGGCGGAGAGAAAUGUUAAUAGUAAUCCACAUAUUUCUCAACUGAUUGAAAUCAGAAAGGUUCAAGACAAUGCAAGUGAUCCCUGUGUGGAAGUUGAAGAGUCGGUGAAUGGUGACAAGAUUGCUUUGUGCGGGAGUACUGAUGUGGAGGUAGCUCCUUUGCCUCUUGAUUUGCAUGCUUGCGAGAAUAGGAAUUAUCAUGGGCCUCCCAUACUUGUUGGUGUGGUAAGGGAUGAUGAGAAGUUUGAUUUCUGCAUGUGCAAUCCACCAUUUUUUGAAAGCUUGGAGGAGGCUGGACUCAAUCCCAAAACUUCUUGUGGUGGAACUUCUCAGGAAAUGGUUUGCCCUGGUGGUGAGAGGGCCUUCAUUACUCGUAUUAUUGAAGAUAGUACUCAACUGAAGGAUCAAUUUCGGUGGUUCACUUCAAUGGUAGGUAAAAAAUCAAAUCUCAAGUACCUUACAUCAAAACUUUGGGAGGUUGGAGUUGCCGUAGUGAAGACAACUGAAUUUGUCCAAGGCAGGACAUGCCGGUGGGGGCUUGCUUGGUCUUUCUUGACUCCCCUGCAGAAGACACCAGUUUCUUUGCCCGACAAGAAAAACACGUCCUUCAUGCUUGAGGGUCUUCAACGCCAAUAUGCAGCCAUUAAUGUGUUGGAAGCUGUCAAUUCUUAUUUCUCUUCACAUGGCCUAUCCUGUACAUUGAAUACCUCCUCUUUCACCGUGGAUGUUGCAGCAGCAAAAGAUGACUGUGAUUUGAUCUUGAGGAAUGGAUUACCCAUUAUCAAUAAAUCCAUCGAUUGCCAACCUACAAGAGAGGCAUCUAGUGGAUCAAGCUUGAAUCUCUCUUCCGAGAGAUUAUGCUUUUAUAUAUCGGUUUUUCAGCAAAUCCCUGGGACACUGUUGGUGAAAGGUUCAUUACAAGACAGGAAUAGCACAUUAUCGGGAGCAUUCUCGAUGAUUUUCCAAAAACUAGAGGAAGCUUUGCGGGAUAAAUUUUGUACUAAAUGAGUUUAGGGUUUUGAUUAUUUGAUUUAUUGUUUGGGACAGUGACUGUAUAUGAAAUGGGAUGUUGAGAAGUUCUUCAGUGCUAAUUUGUGGACUAAUGAUUUAUACAAAGCAAGUAGUGAUUAUUAUUUUGUUCACCAAACCUUUAAGAAACAUUCAGUUGGUUUGAAAUUGUACUUAGUGGGAGCUGAAUUUAAGAAUGUCAAUCUAACUUUCCAUUUAUGUAUUUGACAAUGAACAGUUUUAGUACUUGCUCGAUU